Molecule: messenger RNA, 2169 nt
Organism: Scheffersomyces stipitis CBS 6054
Lineage: Eukaryota; Fungi; Ascomycota; Pichiomycetes; Serinales; Debaryomycetaceae
Gene: OPT8
Product: Opt8p
Exons: 1
Coding region: 1-2169 (722 amino acids)
Cellular component (GO): fungal-type vacuole membrane
Molecular function (GO): oligopeptide transmembrane transporter activity
Source: RefSeq, a predicted model, not a curated record
AUGUCACAUUCGCCGGGAAAUGCUUCACAAACAACGCUUGAGCCAGUGAGCCACACCUAUGGCGAGAAACUAGCCCUCCCCCAGGUCACUCUACGUGCUACUCUUGUAGGCUUGGUUAUAGGGUCCAUAGUGCUCGUGCUGAACUUCCAGUUUGGACUCCAGACAGGCUGGGUGCUGAUGAUGUCACUUCCAGCUGCCUUGUUGGGUUUCACGAUCUUCAAAUUGUCACCAUAUUCUGAAGAUUUUACUGACGUAGAGAAUGUCUAUGUCCAAAGUGUAGCUGUAGCUGUAGGGACAGGUCCUCUAUGCUACGGACUUAUAGGGAUUGUACCGGCUAUCGAAAAGUUCCUCACAGCAGAAGAGUCUGGCUUGGGCGACAAAUUUUCGUUUUCGUUGUUUGACUUGAUGGUGUGGUCGCUUGGCUUGGGUCUCUUUGGAGUCUUUUUUGCUGUUCCACUCCGAAAGCAAGUGAUUAUCAAGGAGAAGCUUCCCUUUCCCUCAGGAAGUGCUACAGCCACUUUGAUCUCAGUAAUGCAUGGAACCGAAAUCUACGACGACGAACAGGAAGCAAAAGCCAUCAAAAAACAUGAAAAUGCCUUGUUAAACAAAACGUCCAUGUCUCAGGAUAUGGAAAACUAUCUUGCCAACGACGAAACAGAACAAGAAGAAGACUCACCAGUAAAGCAAAAUAGUCAAGAACCUUCAGUCUACUCUAAAAAUAUCCAUUCGUUAUUGAUUACAUUUCUGGUGUCUGCCACUUAUACAUUGGUAUCGUAUUUUGUUCCUGUCUUGAAAAACUUGCCCAUAUUUGGCACAAAUCUUUCCAACAAGUACAAGUGGAAUUUCCAGCCUUCUCCAGCGUAUAUUGGGCAGGGUAUAAUCAUGGGUUUACCAACUGUAUCGUACAUGUUGUUUGGUGCGAUUUUGGGAUGGGGCAUCCUUGCACCCUUAGCCAAGAGUAAGAACUGGGCCCCAGGAGCUAUUGACGAUUGGAUUCAUGGAGGCCAAGGAUGGAUUCUAUGGAUAAGUUUGAGUGUGAUGAUCAGCGACUCACUUGUUUCUUUUCUAAUAGUGACGUUCAAAUCGAUCAGAAGCGGAAUCAAGAUCAUGAAAGAUUUGAACACCCAAAGACAUUAUACAGAAGCAACUCUGCAAACUUUAGAAUUGCAACAGUCGUUACUCAACGAAGACAGCGACAGAAACUCGAAUGAGGACCCCUCUAACAGCACAUACUCUGGUCAACGAGCUAAAACAGCCGAGACGUCUUCUAUUAGUCCUCUUUCCAGAGCCGAGAUUCAGAAGGACUACUUGGUGAGCAACACGAUAACGUUUUCUGGAAUCAUCCUUUCAUCCAUUCUCUGUCUUAUUUCUAUCAGAAUCGUGUUUGGUUCCAUUGUUCCGUACUAUGCUGCCGUUGUAGCAAUUGUUCUUGCCUUGUUCUUCUCUGUUCUUGGAGUUAGAGCUCUUGGAGAAACAGACUUGAACCCAGUUUCUGGAAUUGGAAAGUUGUCGCAGUUGAUCUUUGCAGUGGUCAUUCCAGCCAACCACCCAUCCAAAAUCUUGAUCAACUUGGUAGCAGGAGGUGUUGCGGAAGCUGGGGCGCAACAGGCCGGAGACUUGAUGCAAGACUUGAAGACAGGUCAUCUUAUAGGAGCCUCGCCCAAGGCACAAUUCAUAGCACAAAUCAUCGGUACAUUAUAUUCGGUUUUCCUCAGCAGUAUAAUGUACAAGGUCUACAAUGCAGUAUACACCAUUCCUGGAGAUUUGUUCAGAAUACCGACAGCCGUGAUCUGGAUCGACUGUUCUCGGUUGGUAACUGGACAAGGCUUACCACCUAUGGCAUUUGAAUUUUCGAUGAUCUUUGGAGCAAUCUUUGGGUUUAUUGCAUUGCUCAAAAAUACCAUUCCUUCAAGUUCUCGUUUCCACAAGUAUCUUGUAUACUUGCCCAGUGGUAUAGCCGUAGGUAUCGGUAUCUACAAUACGCCGAACUUCACACUUGCACGGUUUGUUGGCGGUGUUAUUGCUUACUGGUGGAUAAACUUUGGAAAUAAAACAGCUGGAAACAACAGAAUCGCCAUGAUCAUUUUCAGCAGUGGUCUUGUUCUUGGAGAAGGGUUGUUGAGCGUGGUUACGAUGUUAUUGACGAGUUUGGGAGUAAAACAUUUUUAG